AUGAUGACCCGGCCACACCACGGCCGAGGACGACGACCUGCAUGGCUCGGCGCGAUGCUGGCUUCUCUGCUGGCGAUGGUCGUGCUGCUGAGCACAUCCGGGCAGGCGUAUCAGGUGCUCAUCUCGAGCGACGACGCGAUCAGGCAGGUCUGCAACGGCAUGUUUGCCGGCACGGCACAACAUCCGGCCUAUAUCGAAGGUGAGUGGUCUCGGUCUCACAAGUGCCGCCGCCCACUGGUGCUGACACCCGCUUCAUUCCACUUUCACUCGGCUGGAUCGAACUCUAAAAUUGGGCGCCACGUCCGUCAACCGAAUCACGCCAACGCUCGUCGACUGCGCACCCCACUCCAUCCACUCCCACAAUGCUGCAUCCCGUCAGUCAUCUUCAAGCCCUCGUCCAAGGGACAACUCGCGCUCGUCGUGUACGAGUGGAAGGAUGCCGCACACCUCGGAGUCGACCAACAGAGCCAGGCAAGCCCGGACACGGACAAGGCAUGGUCCACCGAUGUCAGUUCACGUACACUCGGAUACGGCUCAAGUUUCUAGGACUAAAUCUUCCUUCAAUCCCACACAGCGAGUUUACAUCUGCACACUCGCCGCCGUCCAAGCAAAAGUCUGCACCGAAGCCGAGCUCGGCACCUUCAUCACCACACCGCCCUCCCUCGCCUCGAGCGACCCCAAAGCGAGCAUAUUCACCGUCUCGGUCCGCUUCGACAACCCCAACACCGAGGAUGACCCGUGGUCCCUGAACCGGUAUCGCUACGAGGUCUCCAAGACCGGCUACUACUGCGUAGGAUCGGUACCCGUCGCGCUCGAGCAGUCCUCGUACAACAGCUCCUACAUCGGCGUCGUCGACUUUGAGAACACCUUUGGCGGCAACCUCCCCGCUUCCGAGUACCCCAAAGUGUUUGUGAGUAUACCUGUCGCUUCCGCACCCUCGUCGAGGACUGAGCUGAUGUAGAUGAGGAGCGUUCUCGCCGCAGUUCUACUUCAUCCUGUCGAUGAUUUACCUCGGCUUUGCCGCGAUCUGGCUCGUCCUGUGCUACCAACACCGACGCGCCCUCUUGCCCAUCCAGACCUACAUCACCGCGACGAUCGUGUUCCUCGUCAUCGAGAUGUUUGCCGUCUGGCGCUACUUUGCCUACGUCAAUGACAAGGGCCAUCCGGGCGUUACGGUCGCGUACCUCAUUUUCAUCACCGCCUUGAACGCGUUCCGCAACUCGGUCUCGUUCUUCAUCCUCCUCAUCGUCUCGAUGGGCUACUCGAUCGUUCGACCGACCCUCGGCAGCACGAUGAUGCGCGUGCGCUUGCUCGCCAUGAUCCAUUUCGUCUUUGGCUCGCUCUACUCGGUCGGCACGGCCUCUUUCCUGUUCGAUGACCCGGGACAGAGCUCUGGCAUUGACAUGUAAGUGUGCAAUCAGAUAAAAGUAGGACAACUUGCGGUGACACUGACGACUCAUGGUCUCUGUACGAUCCCAGGUGGCAAAUUCUAUUCUGCGUGAUCCCUCUCUCGCUCUCACUCACGACCUUCCUGAUGUGGAUCCUUUGGUCACUCAACACCACCAUCGCCGAUCUACAAUCGCGUCGUCAAUCCUUCAAAACGAACAUGUUCGUCAAGCUGUACCGCAUCCUCAUGUUCAGCGUCAUCAUCGUUUUCGUCUUCUUCGUCAUCUCCGCUCUGUCGUUCUCCUACCGCCUCAACGACGAUUUCGCCCCCGAUACGUGGCGGUAUCAAUGGAUCUUGGUCGACGGGUGGUUGUCGAUCUUGUACAUGAUCGUUUUCUUAUCCGUCGCUUGGAUCUGGAGACCGACGUCGAGGAACCGUCGUUUGGCACUCUCGGACGAAGUACCGACCGACGAGUUGGACGCAGAACAUUACGACGUUGAUGCGAUCUCCCGUGGUGAUCACGAAGGUGACGAAGAUGAUGAUGAUCAUGACGAAGACGACGAGAACUUGGCGUUGAAGAGGAUGGGAAACCGAGACGAUGAUGGUAGAGUCGUCUUUGACGUAGGAAGUGACGAGGAUGAGGAAGAGGCGAUUGGGGGGAGAAGGAGAUCGGAGAGGAGAAGUGGGGAAGAGGCGAGGUUGAACCGACGCGAGGACGAUUCGGAUGGGGAGGGGGAUAUUUCGGGCAAUCGGCAUGAGAGGAAUAGUUCUUCGGGGAGCAGUCACCGCAGUGGUCCGCCAAAGUAUUCGCGUCGGGAUUGA
This is a messenger RNA of Microbotryum saponariae, 2209 nucleotides long. NCBI's taxonomy places the organism in Eukaryota, Fungi, Basidiomycota, Microbotryomycetes, Microbotryales, Microbotryaceae. The record is from the annotation of a GenBank genome assembly.